AUAAAAAUACCGUUCCCUGUCUUCCUUACGUUGAAAAAAUUUCAUUGUAUAAUUCAUCGCUUUAUCGAAUCAAUUGACCAUUCGGUGUCCGAGAUUCGAUUCCAUUGAUAAACCAGUCAGGCAUUCCAAUAACGAAAAUCGGUCAAUUUUUAAUCAUAAAUGAGAUGCGAUGGAACUUGUUAAGUGAUGGUUUUUUUUUUUUUUGAGUGUCCGUACAAGUUUCGUCUUCGGUGAACAAAAACGUGGUUCGAUUUUGUACAAAGAAAGUGUGUGAAAAGUGAUAGAAUAUGUGAUUAAAAUAGCUCUCGUUAGGCGGGAAAAACAUUUUGAAACAUUGAAUUUGAAAUGAAACCACUUUCUUGUUAAUAAUAUCAAUGAAAUCUUAUUCAUCGCGCGUGAAUAUACGCGGUCAAGUGGAUGAUAGCCUGGAGCAAAACCUAUCAGUCUAGCCGUCUAGUUUUCGAAAGAAAGUUAUAUCAGCAACGCGUGUAACUUGGUCCGAAGUUCGGCGGCGUUAAUAGUUGCAAAAUUUCACCAAGAACGGUCGAAACUUUCGGCUGCAGUUUUGCCGCCAUUCACACAACACGUGUGAACAACAACUUGAUCUUGAGUGAAAGUGAAUCCGUCAUUAUAACUUUCAAGAUUACAGAAACAGCGAGAGUAUCGACUCUCUCAUUUCCUUCCUGCCUGCCAGUCGGCGACUUCGUCCAUUAUCGCCAUGGCGUUUCGGAUCGAAUGACCAUAAACUUCGCCAAAAGCUAACAUCGAAGAACCAAGAUGUCGACCGGCUUGGCAGCGCUUGCUGGAUCCUCUUCGCUGUUGGGACUGACCGCCAUUCCGCUGAUCGCCAUCGGCCUCAGCGUCAUUCGCUACAACAGCGUCGACCCAGAGGGUCAUCCAACCGACGCAAGACAGCUUCUGCCGAUGUACGAUUUCAUCGUUAUUGGGGGUGGAAGCGCUGGAGCCGUGGUGGCUUCAAGGCUAUCGGAGGUAGCGAACUGGACGGUGUUGCUCCUCGAGGCAGGCGGCGAUGAGAACGAGAUUUCCGACGUCCCGGCGUUGGCGGGAUACACGCAGCUUUCGGAGUUCGACUGGAAGUACCAAACUUCACCCCCGGGUGCUUCGGCCUAUUGCCUUGCGAUGGUAGGGGAUCGAUGCAACUGGCCUCGAGGCAAAGUUCUGGGGGGCAGCAGCGUCUUGAACUCGAUGAUUUACGUGCGCGGCAACAGACUGGAUUACGACGGCUGGGCAGAGCUGGGAAACAGCGGGUGGAGCUACGAGGAGGUGCUGCCGUACUUCUUAAAGUCGGAAGACAACAGGAACCCCUACUUGGCUCGAACUGGGUACCACGGCACCGGCGGCUACCUGACGGUACAGGAAUCGCCGUGGCGGACGCCGUUGGCUGUGGCAUUCAUCAAGGCAGGGAGCGAGCUGGGCUACGAGAACCGAGACAUAAACGGAGCCAACCAGACGGGCUUCAUGCUGGCCCAAGGGACGAUACGAAGAGGGAGUCGCUGCUCGACGGCAAAGGCGUUCCUGCGACCGGUACGAAAUCGGCGAAACCUGCACAUAGCGCUGAAGGCGCAAGCAACGCGGAUAAUCUUCAACAAGAACAAGCGAGCAAUCGGGGUCGAGUAUGUGCGAGACGGAAGAAUGAACGCGGUGCGAGUCCGGCGAGAGAUAAUCAGUUCAUCGGGAGCGAUCGGUUCACCGCAGCUGCUGAUGCUGUCGGGAAUCGGGCCGAAGGAGCAUUUGGAGAGUCUCGGAAUCCCGGUGCUGUCGGAUCUGAAGGUGGGCGAAAACCUGCAGGACCACGUGGGCUUGGGCGGCCUGACGUUCAUCGUCAACGAGCCGGUCACGCUACGGAAAGACCGGUUCCAAACGCUGCCAGUGGCCAUGGACUACAUAGUGAGCGAGAGAGGCCCGAUGACGAGUCUGGGCGUGGAAGGUCUCGCCUUUGUGAACACGCGCUUCGCCGAUAAGUCAGGUGCCUUCCCGGACGUGCAAUUCCACUUUGCGCCAAGCUCGAUAAAUUCGGACGGCGGCGAGCAUAUCCGACGGAUAUUGGGGCUCAGAGAUAGCGUCUUCAACACCGUAUACAAACCGUUGCUAAGUGCGGAGACCUGGACAAUCCUGCCUCUGCUACUGCGGCCGAAAAGUGCCGGCUGGAUUCGACUUCGGAGCCGCGACCCGGCGGUUUACCCGGACAUCAAUCCGAACUACUUUACCCACAAGGAAGACAUGGACGUGCUGGUAGAGGCCAUCCGCAUUGCCCUUCAAGUGUCCAACACAACGACCUUCCAGAGGUUCGGAUCGCGUCCUCACAUGAUACCCUUCCCCGGCUGCCAGAGGUUUCCAUUCGACACCUACGAGUACUGGGAAUGUUCCAUUCGCCAUUUUACCUUCACCAUUUACCAUCCCGUUGGAACGUGCAAGAUGGGACCGGCCGAUGAUCCGGACGCUGUUGUCGAUCCCAGGCUUAGGGUUUACGGCGUUCAAGGGCUCAGAGUCAUCGAUGCUUCCAUCAUGCCUAAGAUUGUCAGUGGCAAUCCCAACGCCGGCGUGAUCAUGAUAGGCGAAAAGGCCAGCGACAUGAUCAAACAGGACUGGCGUGUGCACAAGAAAUUCCAGGGAACGGGGAGGUAGCAAAGCUCGCAAUAAUCCGCGGACAUCACGAGACACGCAUGAUGUUUAUCAGCUCCGAGGCUGUGCGACUGCUCUAUUUGCAUCCACCAAGUCAUUUCGAUAAAACAGACGAAUGGAAUUGGCUCAAAUUUCGACAGUGCACUGCGUUUUAAUCGCGGAAUUGGGAAUAAAACAGUCUUGGUGAGCGAGGUAGUUUCACUUUUCAUCAGAGUUUCAAGGGCGUGUGAUGGUCCUGCCUUUACCGACAGAGUCACCUCGACCGUUUCCGUUUUAUCGAUGAACAAACGAACAAAAUCGGCUCCAACUUUAACAGUGUACUACAUUUUCAUCGCGGAAUUUACGAUUAAGCAGACUUGGGAAACAAGGAAGUUUCACUUGUUAUAGAAUUAAUUUCAAGGUCAUGUGACAGUUCUACACUCGACAAACGACUGACAUCAUUCUUAUUCUCCGUUUACUUUGCAAACGAAUGAACGGAAUAUGCUUAAAAUUCGAUAAUACAUUACUUUUGUAUUGCGACAUUUAAGAAUCAUAGAAGUAUUAAAAAUUAUUAUACGAACGCUCCGAUUUACAUGAGCGGAAAAAUGUGGUUGAUGUGAUUAAGUUCAGAUAUAGAGAACGAGCUACUUUCGGUUCGUUGGUUACUCAAUGAGCUAGCCGGGCUGCUCAAAUUAGGAUACUGUUUGGUAAGAUCGGUUUAAGGCUGUGUAACAAUCAAAACUUCACCAACUGAGUCAUCCCGACAAAUAAAUGACCGGAAUCGGGUCAAGUUUAGACGGUGUAUUGAUUUUUCGUUGCACAAUUAAAGAAUCUUACUCAUACCAGUUACGUACUCUUUCCGAGUAAUCGUCAUACUUGCGUAUAGUUUGUUUUUGUUAAUUAUUCGUAAGUGAUAUAGACAAAGCAUUUCGAGCUUCACACUUUACACUUUCUGAAUAAAGGUUACAUAUAGUUCGAACAGUCUUUUGGUUGACAAAAUGCGGUAUUCUUAAGGGUUUUACAAUUCUCUCUUCUUGGAGCAACGAAAUCGUAUCAAACUUUGAAGAAUGAUAGUGUUUGAAAUUAUGCUCAUAUAUUGGCUAAAAGCGAUUCGAAAAAUUGAUGGAAACACUGAACAUGUAAUAGAUUCUUAUUUAGUUUGAGGUUAUAUUACGCUACUGAUAUCCGAAUCCUAUGUUUUCCAUAUUUUUACAUCAAUUUUCGAAUUUUUUUUCAGCCAACACACAAACACAAUAGUAAAUGCUAUUAUAUUCCAAAGUUUCAAAUAAUUUCCUCACUCUGGAAAAGAGUAGCUUCGUGGGCACUGCGAUCGGCCCUUAAUUGAAAAUUCAACGAUUUUUUGGUUUGCCAUGUUUCAAAAAUUUUAAUAUCAAUAAUUAGAAACUAAUGGCGAACGGUUUUGGGCUAUCUUUUCAGAAAUUGAAAAAACAGAUUAUCAACGCGGCGUUGACUACAUGCAAUUGAAAUAAAUUCAUUAUCCAUUUUUUAGACUAACCGAUUAAAAUUUGCAAGGUUUAAGAAUAAUUUCGACUUUCGAGUGUGGAUUCAUAUGAAUUUUUGUGACUAUAAUUGUAAAAAUAUCUGUAAAUAAGGUUAUAAUUAUGUAUUAUAUUACGAUACACGUGCCAUUUUCCAUCCGACUCUUUUUCUCGUCAAUGUAACUAAAUGUUUGCGAGUAAUCGUGAGACAUAUUUUCUUUUUUAUAUACGUUACGUUGUAAUAGGUUUAGAUGGGAGAUAUGAAACAGAAUGGAAGAGUUUCGACAGUUGUAAUAAUUUUAAUAGCAAAACAAAACUGCAAAUAAUUUGUAAAUGUGAAAAAUAAA
Molecule: messenger RNA, 4468 nt
Organism: Neodiprion fabricii
Lineage: Eukaryota; Metazoa; Arthropoda; Insecta; Hymenoptera; Diprionidae
Product: glucose dehydrogenase [FAD, quinone]
Exons: 6
Coding region: 778-2646 (622 amino acids)
Molecular function (GO): flavin adenine dinucleotide binding; oxidoreductase activity, acting on CH-OH group of donors
Source: RefSeq, a predicted model, not a curated record